Messenger RNA from Ctenopharyngodon idella (grass carp), 3551 nucleotides. RefSeq names its product g6f-like (gene g6fl). Gene Ontology annotation, biological process: interleukin-15-mediated signaling pathway; T cell activation; positive regulation of ERK1 and ERK2 cascade. The record is from RefSeq and is a predicted model, not a curated record. The transcript has 7 exons. Lineage: Eukaryota; Metazoa; Chordata; Actinopteri; Cypriniformes; Xenocyprididae. Gene Ontology annotation, cellular component: external side of plasma membrane; membrane raft. Gene Ontology annotation, molecular function: protein tyrosine kinase binding; MHC class II protein binding. The coding region runs from base 113 to 1441 and encodes 442 amino acids.
UUCUGUCACAUGUUGUUCUCAGCUCUAAGUGUCGGGCCAUUUUCCUGUCUUAUGCUUGUGGUCAAAUGCAAGAAAAGAAGACAUACUCUUGCACUUUAGCUAGCUUACUAAUAUGUUGUUUCCUAGCAGCACCAUGGGGAACUAUUUUCAUGCUUUCAUACUUGUUUUUUCUGGUUCAUGUUUUAUCAUCUCUCCGCUCUUGGCAGGUAACGUAUUAAAUGAUGUGGUCAUGGUACGUGAGGACACAUCUGUCACCCUAUCCUGCUUUGAUUCACCACCCACAUCUUCUGUACUGGUCACCUGGAAAAUGAUGUCAGCAAAGGAGGAUCGCUGGUCAUAUUUGUUAUCAGCCAGCUGCAUCGAUGGACAAACAGAUGGACGCAGUAGCAGAGUGUUUGGAGGCAGAACUUUUGAGAUCUCUGCAGAUGCUUCUCUCAUCUUCAGGGCUGCAGCAGCUGUUCAAGGACAAUACUCCUGUGUGAUAGAACAGAAUGACAAGAAACUACAGGAGAGGAUCGUUCUACUCGCUCUGAUUAAAUUAACUGUCACUCCCACGCCCCCUGUCACAGUGGACAGUACUCUGAGACUGGCAGCUCAGGUGUCUCCCGCCUCCGUGGCUGCCUGGGGAACGUGGGUGUCUUCCUCGGGUGAACAGCUAUACACUGAAAUCUCCCAUGACAAGGGCAGUCUGCUCAGCAAGCUGCCUCGCAUCACCAGUAAAGACAAAGGAGUCUAUACCUGCAGAAUCCGUGUCCAUGGUAACAAUGCCACGUCUGUCUCGGAGCACAGGGUGAAUGUGACAGUGAACGAGAGUGCUGUGUUUUCUUUCAAAGACUUGACACAUGGGGUCUCAAGGUCUUUGGCAGCCCUCUCUCGUUCACCGGUCACUCUAACCUGUCCCCAAAUACUGGGAGACUAUGUGCUGCUCUACUGGGAGUAUCCUGAUUCAAAAAGAAUGGAGCUCAUAUUCCAGUUUGACCGCUGGAGGAGGAGUUCCAUCAGCCAGACCAAACUCAAACAACUCCAUUUGAUAGACCCCGCCUCCCUGGCUGCUGCUGGGAAUUUCUCCUUCCUGUUACGCCCAGCUCUGAAGGAUGGAGGACUCUAUUUGUGCGAGGUCUUCCUGGAUGACAAGGCUUUCAGCCAAGGCAACAGACUGAGUGUUUUACAUGGAAAUGCCAAGUCAUCCCGCAGUGCUCUGGAUCUGAGUUGUACGUACUCAGAACGAUCUCAAGUCAAAGUUGUAAGAUGGUCAUAUGUUCAGGAUCCCAGUCGCCUUCUGCAAUCAGCUGCUGUUUUGGGCCGGAUCACAACCUCUGUAGCGCUUCCUGUGACCAAUGAGACGGCUGGACUUUAUGCCUGCACUCUGUGUCUGCAAAAUGGAAACUAUAUACAAUAUAUGCACACCGUCACAAUGGCCAAUAUAGAAGGCCUUUAUUAACCCUCCGGAGCUGUGUGGAGUACGUUUAUGAUGGAUUGUUGCACUUUCUUGAGCUUCAUAAGCAUUGGUCCUGUUCACUGCCAUUAUAAAGCUUGGAUGCGUCAGGCUAUUUAUUAAUAUAACUACGAUUGUUUUCAUCAGAAAGAAGAAAGUCACACACACCUAGGAUGGCUUGAGGGUGAGUAAUUCUUGGGGUAAUUUUCAUUUUAAAGUGAACUAAUCCUUUAAGUGGAACUGUGUUUUUAGAAUGCUGUGUCAUGCACUUGAUGCUGUAAAAGAAGUGAGACACAAGCUCAGCAGUCAAACACAUCCAUCCAAUGCAUAUUUGGCAGUGGAAUAAAAAAACGCAUAACACAGGGUAGUGGAAUGGGGGAAAAAAAGUGCUCUUUUUUUUUAAAGGCCCCUAAAAGUGGUCAAUAAAGGUCUUCUGAAGUCAUAUGAUAGCUUUGUCUGAAGAACAAUGUCAGACUUGUGAAUGAAUUGUUCUUUUGAGUCAACCAUUUUGAAUGAUUUAUUCAUGAAUCGGACAUCCCUGCUUCUGCCAUGAGGCGUGUUCUGUUUGUAAUAUCAAGUUUCGACUCAAGUUUCUUCUGUGUGUGAAUGCAUUGUAGGGAGUUCUGAAUGAACAUAUUUUACCAAAUAAAGUCAAUUUCAACAUAUUUCCUGUCCUCCGGGUGAAUAGAGAGCAGUAAACACUGCAUAGAGGCCUUAUCAAUGGGAGCACAACUAUGAACUAUGAAUUUGUCAAAGAGAGAUUAGAAGAUGUCAAGAUUUUCAGUAAAUAACGACUUAUGCCAGGUCAGACUACACGAUAUCAGCCUAAUUUUGGCACAGUCUGCUUGACGUAUGGGUGUCGUGGUGAUUCGUAAGGGACAAUGGGCAUUGGGACGCAAGAAUCGAUCAAGAAUUCAAAGAAUUUUAUCUCGUAUAGUGUAUCAUAGUGGACGACAACCGACGCCACGUCUGCGACACUUCACAAUGUCACGACAGAAAGACUAGCAUGUUUAAUUUUUUUUCCCAGUCCUUCAUGAUGGGUUCCGUCGCAUCUGUGACAUUGGCCAGUAAGAGUACAGAAGCUCUUCCAUACACAGCUUUUCAAAUGAAAAAGAGACUAUGGUAUUGGUGCUGCUAUAGGUGAAAUUAUGCAAUGGAGGAAAGGUUUGUGGAGUUUAUGAUGUUUCCUUGAGUGAAAAAAGAUAAAUGCUGGCGAACUAUAACGGAGGUGCUUCAGCAACCCAGUGAGUACUGGAAUUAGCAUUAAGUUAGUACACCCAUUGGCUGCAUCCGAAAACUGAAAAAUGCUGCCUUUGGAGGACGCAUUCCAAGGUGGGAAGGCAUCAAGGCACGUCCGAAUCCAGUGUUAGCUUCACUUCCUGUCUCAUGAGAUACCUUUAUCUGAUCGAUUUUUGAAGGCAGAAUAGAUGUAUCCUUCGCUGCCUUUGAUAUCCCACAAUCCUGUGAUUCCAUUCUGUGACAUUUGAGCUAAAAAAUAAAGAUGGCGUCUGAAAGUUGCGGUUAGUGGUUAGUUUGUGUGUAAAUGUACAUUUUUGACCAUUGUUUUCCACUUUUGAUGUCAUUUCUAGUGAGAAAUUACUACUGUAGUAAUUAAAUAUUCGCUUAGAUAUCACCAAAGCUCUUCAAAGCUCACCAAAGCUCUCAACAGAUCAUUAAAUCUUUACACUGCCUCAGAAGUCUGUACGAAAUCAGUUUCGUGAGGUGCUUUGGGCGCAAACACUCCCUGAAGAGUCAUUGCCUGAUAGGGCAGCGAGGCAACAAGUCAGCUGCCUAAGUUUUCGGAUGCAGCCAUUGUUUGUUAACGCUCUGUUUCUGGAAGCCAGACGUUAGUUCCGCCUUCUCGAUGACAUCACACACAUCGUUAAAUACGGCGAGCAAUGAUUGGUCGGGAAGCAACAUGUAGCCUCACAUGUUUCUUGUCCACAACACGACAAUUUAGCAGUCAAAAUCGCAUAAUCUGACACAGUGACUAUCGUGACAGACAAAAAUAUAUGAUAUUGAUCAAAGUGAAUGAUGACAGAAUUAAAACAUUUUCAGCUGGUUAAACUUAGAAAUGUAAGUUCACCUGCUGCCUUAAAAAUGCGAGUUAACUCAA